UUGGGGGCACCGGAACCAUUUAUUAGCGCAUGCGACCCACUAGGUGUGGAAGUGGCUAUCUCACUGAAGGAAAAAAUUUGGGCAAGUGAAUAUAUAGAUUUGGGAGUGCUCCUUAAGCAUAAUAAUGCACGUGAUGAGUUUGGGGCCUUGAGUGUAGGUGACACCACUUUGAGUUUGUGUCAAUCGGGAUCUGGUCUUGGUUUGCAACUUCAACCUCAAUCAAAGGCUAAGAAAAUCAUGUCGGUAGAGCAGUGGACUUCGGUGUUUCUAGUAUUUGCCUCAAUUUACGCUGAGAAGCACAUUGAAAGGAGCAGGGAGCUCAUGAAAUAUAUGGAUUUGAUAAGGCAUGCAGCCCGUGCGUUUGCAGGUUAUGGCUGGCGUGACUAUGACACUCAGUUUAGGAGCAAGCAGGCGCGUUUACCCGGGCGAUCCUGGGCGAGCGUCGACGCCGAGUUGUGGUUGAUGCUGGUGGCCUCUAAUGGUCCGCGGCAGCGCCACAAUUUACCCCAUGCCCCUCGCCAUCAGUUCUAAGGGGCAGUGUACAGUAACAUAUUCGUCCUUUGAUUCGGCGGUAGAUAUUGUGACGCAAUUGGGGCGGGGUGCCCUUAUGGGAAAGACUGACAUUAAGUCAGCUUUCAGGCUCUUGCCUGUU
Molecule: messenger RNA, 652 nt
Organism: Lytechinus variegatus (green sea urchin)
Lineage: Eukaryota; Metazoa; Echinodermata; Echinoidea; Temnopleuroida; Toxopneustidae
Exons: 2
Source: RefSeq, a predicted model, not a curated record